AUGUUUGGUUCGAGAAAGUCACAUUCUUCGUUGUCUAUCUCGCAACAGAGAUUGCUUUCCCACUCUAUGAGUGGGUUAUCGCUUCAAAAUGAGCGUAAAAUGGUUUACUAUGUAGGUGUUGACGUUGGUACAGGAUCAGCGCGUGCCUGUGUGAUCGAUAAUUUGGGGAAUAUUCUUUCGCUAGCUGAGAGGCCAAUUCAAAGGCACGAGUUGAAACCAAACUAUAUCACUCAAUCGUCUCAAGAGAUCUGGAAUGCGAUCUGUUACUGUGUUAAGAACGUUGUCAGAGACUCUGGCGUCGAUCCUAGAACUAUUCAUGGGAUUGGGUUCGACGCGACUUGUUCGUUAGUCGUUGUUGAUAAUAACAACGAGGACGUCGGUGUUGGUCCUGAUUUUACUGACAACUUACAAAAUAUAAUCUUGUGGAUGGAUCACAGAGCUAUCGAAGAGACCGAGGAGAUUAAUGCCACUGGUGAUAAAUGUUUGAAGUACGUAGGUGGCCAAAUGAGUGUUGAAAUGGAAAUUCCAAAGAUCAAAUGGUUGAAAAACAACAUUCCGGAGAAGAAGUUUGCUCAGUGCAAAUUCUUCGAUUUGGCUGACUACUUAACUUUCAAAGCUACCGGGUCAGAGAUCAGAUCCUACUGUUCUACCGUUUGUAAGCAAGGUCUAUUGCCACUUGGAGUAGAAGGAUCUAAGAACGGUUGGUCUAAAGAGUUCUUACAAGAAAUAGGAUUGGAAGAGUUGAUUGCAGAUGAUUUUGCCAAGCUUGGUGGUUCAGUAACAGAAACCACUUUCCUGUCCGCUGGUGAAUGUAUCGGUACAUUGACGGAGGAAUCUGCUGCUGAAUUAGGUUUGAGUACUCAUUGUGUCGUCGGUUCAGGUGUUAUCGAUGCAUAUGCCGGGUGGGUCGGAACAGUGGCCGCCCGUACCGACGUUGAAAUCCCAGCUUUGGUCAAAUCCGAUGAAGUGAAGCAUGGAAUUGACCGUGCCACAGGCCGUUUGGCUGCCGUAGCUGGUACUUCGACAUGUCAUAUUGCCAUGUCAAAGGACCCAAUAUUUGUUAAAGGUGUUUGGGGACCUUACAGAGAUGUUAUGGCUCCUGGGUUUUGGUUAGCUGAGGGUGGUCAAUCAUGCACAGGUGCAUUAUUAGCCCACGUUUUAACUACCCAUCCAGCAUACGCCGAGCUUUCUCAACUUUCAGAUGCAGCAAACGUCUCUAAGUUCGAUUAUUUAAAUUCAAGAUUAGAGCUAUUGGCUCAACAGCGCAAAGCUAGCUCCGUUGUUGCAUUGGCCAAGCAUCUAUUCUUUUACGGUGAUUAUCAUGGGAAUAGAUCUCCAAUCGCUGAUCCAUCUAUGCGUGCCGCUAUCAUUGGUCAAUCUAUGGACAACUCUAUCGAUGAUCUAUCCAUAAUGUAUUUGGGAGCUUGUGAAUUCAUUGCACAACAAACGAGACAAAUUGUCGAGCAAAUGUGUAAUUCAGGACAUGAAUUAGCUGCCAUCUUCAUGUCAGGAGGACAAUGCAGAAAUGGGUUAUUAAUGAGAUUGUUGGCAGACUGUACCGGUUUACCAAUUGUGAUUCCAAGGUACAUCGACGCCGCUGUCGUAUUUGGUUCUGCCUUACUAGGGGCAGUGGCAAGCGAGUCCUUUAAUGCAUGUGCUAAACUUGAAGAGACAGCAUCCGACCCUGCAACAACUUCAAAUAAGGACGUCUCCAUUCGUCGUAAGAGUUCUUUGAGCAGAAAGGAUGCUGGUAUUAUAGGAGAUGGAUCCAGAUCACGUUCUGGGUCAGCUGCAUCAGGGUUAGGACACGGUGGUGGCAAUACCCUCAAACCAUUAACUAGUUUCGCAAAGGCACAGAAGAAGACAAACGACUUGAAAUUUGCUGACAUGCCAAGUCCUUACACUGCUCCUUCUGCAACAUCAUCCACUGCACAAAUUUCUACCACUGGGGGUUAUCCAUUCCCUGUGAUGGCCAGUAAUGAGGAGGCAAUCAUCGAUGAAAUGGAAGAGGAAAAUGAAGACGAAUCGCUGUUGACAUUUGACGCUAAAACUGAAAAGUCUAAGGAGGCUGCUACUUCUGCGGCAAAUCACAACAAUGCCAAAGUCCUUCGUGAUGUAACCAAGGACAAGUUAUGGGAAGUUAUGUACAAUAUGACGGGAGGUGGUAAGGUUGUGUGGCCAACUGAAGAGGAUGCUCCAGAUAGACUUUUGUUAAACGCCAAGUACAAGAUUUUCUUGGACAUGGCGGCUACUCAACAGAAGUACAGAAAACUCGUCGAUGAAGUUAAAUGA
Kluyveromyces lactis is the source of this 2292-nucleotide messenger RNA. RefSeq names its product putative phosphotransferase. The record is from RefSeq and is a predicted model, not a curated record. Gene Ontology annotation, molecular function: phosphotransferase activity, alcohol group as acceptor; kinase activity. The transcript has a single exon. NCBI's taxonomy places the organism in Eukaryota, Fungi, Ascomycota, Saccharomycetes, Saccharomycetales, Saccharomycetaceae. The coding region runs from base 1 to 2292 and encodes 763 amino acids. Gene Ontology annotation, biological process: carbohydrate metabolic process.